Molecule: messenger RNA, 2187 nt
Organism: Entamoeba invadens IP1
Lineage: Eukaryota; Evosea; Mastigamoebida; Endamoebidae
Product: cullin-2, putative
Exons: 2
Coding region: 1-2187 (728 amino acids)
Biological process (GO): protein ubiquitination; ubiquitin-dependent protein catabolic process
Cellular component (GO): cullin-RING ubiquitin ligase complex
Molecular function (GO): ubiquitin protein ligase binding
Source: RefSeq, a predicted model, not a curated record
AUGAAAGCACACGAACUCAAAAAGAUAGAGAAGAUGCAAACUGCGUCUCAGAUGUAUGAAAGUCUUGCGGUGUUUUGCGACACAAUUCUUGCAGACAAACCAUAUGACCCACAAACGCACAUGAAAAUGUAUUCAACGUGUAUUUCAUAUUGCCAGCAAUCAACAUCAAACCCAUUGAAACUCUACCAAAUGAUUCAACAGAAGUGUGUCAUGAAACUGAAAGUUUUACUCAAAAAGUCGCAAGGAGUGAAUGGAGUUGACGCUUUGAAUUUUUUUGUCGAAAGUAAAGAAACUUUUUAUAUGAUGUGUUUGAAACUUUCACACGUGUUUUCGUACUUAGACCGCUUCUUUGUGAAACAUCAAAAAGCUGUGAAUGGCGAGUUCAACGAAGUUGUUUUUAAGCAUUGUAUGUCCCUCUAUUGGAAUGACUUACUUAAAGCGAAUGGGAAUAAAGUCGUCCAAUGUGCUCUCAAUUUACUUACCGAAGAACGGUCGGAGAGUGUUGCGACGUAUCGCGAAUUGAUUUCGAAGACAAUGCGACUGUUUCUCUUUUUCACGAAUCCCGAGAUGGUGAGUCAAGAAGUAGUUCGGUGUGAUGUGUACACGACUUUUUAUCAGAGAGAGUACGUAGUCGCUGCGAAUGAAUAUUUUGUCUCGUUACGCGACUUAUUUAAGAACUUUGGGAUAGCGGAGUUCCUUCAGAAGACCAUUGAAAUCAUCGACUUAGAACGCGACCGUCUUCAGUUUUAUGUCUCAUCGGAAGUCCAGCGGGAGUUCUGGGCUAUUUUACAGAGUUCCUUUAUAUCCGAGCAAUGCAAGUUUAUAAUAGAAAAGAUGUUAUCUCUCCUUCGUAAGCGUGAGACCGACGAUUUGAAGAAGUGUUUCUCUGUCUUAAAAGAUGGUGAGAAGUUACAAGACUCUGUUUCUGUGUUCACUGCUUAUUGUGAGGAAGUUGGGAAAGAGCGGAUAGAGAACAUGGGGAAGUUAAUACAGCCGUUUGAGAUCAUCAAAGAGGUGAUGGAGUAUUAUGAAGAUAUCGAGAAGCUUAUUAAAGAAGACUUUGGGAACCAUACAUUAUACCUCUCAGCCUUUGGGAAAGUGUUUCGUGGUGUUAUUAAUGGGAACAAGAAAAUAGGGAAUGGAGAUGAAAUAGGGAGUGUAGUGCCCGAAUUUUUGGCGAAAUACUCUGAUGUCGUUAUUAAGCAGUGUGUUGGUAUCGACGAGUUAAAUGAGCGACUAGAUAGGAUCUUUAACAUCUACGAUUAUAUCGAGAACAAAGACGUCUUUGAGAAUUACUACAUUCGAAGCAUCGCGAAAAGAAUGUUACUGCGCGGGAAUACCGCAAAUCUGUCGGAGGAGAACUCUGCGUUUGGGAGACACAAGAUCAAAUUUUCCGCGGCGUUCUCGUUUAAGAUCCAAAAGAUGAUGAGCGACUUACAAGUGUCACAGGACAUGUCCACGAAAUUCACUGAGAGCGUUCAAGUCCAAUUCCCAUUCUUUGUCAACAUUUUACAGACGUCUGUCUGGCCAUUCUUCCCUCAAAAUUUCCAAUUCACACUGCCACAAGCGUUACAAGAGACACACGUCUUUUUUGAGAAAUGGUAUGUCAAACAAUAUCAGAGGAGAAAGUUGGAGUGGUUACACCAAUACACAAGAGGAAAGAUCAAAACAAAUUACUUGAGUAAGAUGUAUAACUUCUUUGGAAGUGCGUAUCAACUCUCAGUCUUAAUCCUGUUCAACUCAAAUGAAACACUGACCAACGAAAAAAUAUUCGAACAAAUCCAUUUGACUAUGGACAUCGUCAAGAGUGUUGUGGUCUCCUUAGAACAAGUCGGACUUAUCAAAGUGGACAACGACGUCAUUUCAUUAAACACCAAUUUCGCAAAUAACAAGAUGAAGAUAGUCUUGCCUUUGCCCAAGUUAAUCGCCGCCAAGGAAGUCAAAAAGGAAGAAGAGAAAGAAAUCACAGCAGAGCGGGUGGGGAUGAUCGAGGCGUGUAUCGUGAAGUUAAUGAAAAGAAAUAGGCGGAUGGUCCAUAACGAGUUAAUGCAAGCUGUUGUCACUUCAUUGUCUUCACGUUUCAGACCACCCGUCCCUCUUGUAAAACGAACUAUUGAGUCCUUAAUAGAAAGAGAGUACAUGGCUAGAUCUGAUGUUAAAAAAGACGAAUACACCUACAUUGAGUAA